Molecule: messenger RNA, 993 nt
Organism: Hirsutella rhossiliensis
Lineage: Eukaryota; Fungi; Ascomycota; Sordariomycetes; Hypocreales; Ophiocordycipitaceae
Product: cation transport protein
Exons: 5
Coding region: 1-993 (330 amino acids)
Biological process (GO): intracellular potassium ion homeostasis; potassium ion import across plasma membrane
Cellular component (GO): plasma membrane
Molecular function (GO): high-affinity potassium ion transmembrane transporter activity
Source: RefSeq, a predicted model, not a curated record
AUGCUCACAGACAUUGUCCCGGGAGACAAGAACUGGUGGGCCUUCUACACGGCACAGUCCAUGACGGAUAACCUUGGCUUCACCCUCACACCAGACAACAUGGCCCCCUUCCGCGACGCCGUCUGGCCGCUGCUGCUCAUGAGCUUCCUCGGCUUCGCGGGCGAGACGCUCUACCCGGUCUUCCUGCGCCUCAUCUUCUGGACCACGUCAAAGCUGGCGCCGCGCGACUCCCCGAUGCGAGAGUCGUGUGCCUUUCUGCUCAACCACCCGCGUCGCUGCUACACGCUCCUCUUCCCCGGCGGCACAACCUGGGCGCUUUUCGGCAUCAUCUUUGCGCUUAGCUUUGUCGACACGCUGCUCAUUGUCGUCCUGGACUGGCAUAACCCCGAGGUCGCGAGCCUCUCCGUCGGGAAGCGCGUCGUCGCGGCUCUCUUCCAGGCGGUGGCGUCUCGUCACGCCGGCAUGACGCCUUAUACGUUGUCCAAAGUGCACCCUGCCGUGCAGUUCAGCUUGCUGGUCAUGAUGUACAUAUCCAUCUACCCCGUUGCCCUGAGCGUUCGGACGUCGAACACAUACGAAGAGAGGUCCGUCAGCCUAUACGCAUCAGAGGCCCAAUAUGAUGAGAAGAAGGGAUUCUCCUACCUGCUGCGGCACAUGCAACAGCAGCUCAGCUUUGACUUGUGGUACAUCUUUCUCGGGAUCUUCCUUCUGGCGGUGUCGGAGUCAUCCAAGAUUCAAGAUCGAAACGAACCGUCGUUUGAAAUCUUCCCCAUCUUCUUCGAGGUUGUCUCGGCGUAUGCCAACGUGGGUAUAAGCCUUGGCCAUCCCAGCACCACAGCGUCGCUCAGCGCAAAGUUUUCCGUGGUUGGGAAGCUCAUCAUCUGCGCCAUGAUGAUCCGCGGCCGCCACCGCGCCCUGCCGUCUAAGCUCGACCGCGCCGUCAUGUUGCCGGACGAGUAUCUCUUGGAAAAUCCGGAGGAAGAACCCUUAUGA